Salvia hispanica is the source of this 665-nucleotide messenger RNA. RefSeq names its product small ribosomal subunit protein eS17-like. Gene Ontology annotation, cellular component: ribosome. Gene Ontology annotation, molecular function: structural constituent of ribosome. Gene Ontology annotation, biological process: translation. The record is from RefSeq and is a predicted model, not a curated record. Lineage: Eukaryota; Viridiplantae; Streptophyta; Magnoliopsida; Lamiales; Lamiaceae.
AAGCAUCCCGAAUUCCCAAUCCCAAACCCUAAAUCGCUCCGAUCUCUCACCUUUCUCGGCCGCGAAAAGCUCAGCCGCUGCGAUGGGACGCGUACGGACCAAGACGGUGAAGAAGUCCUCACGGCAAGUGAUCGAGAGGUACUACGCGAAGAUGACGCUGGAUUUCCACACGAACAAGAAGAUUCUGGAGGAGGUCGCAAUCAUCCCGUCGAAGCGCCUCCGCAACAAGAUCGCCGGAUUCUCCACCCACCUGAUGAAGCGCAUCCAGAAAGGACCUGUCCGCGGCAUCUCUCUGAAGCUCCAGGAGGAGGAGCGCGAGCGGCGCAUGGAUUUCGUCCCCGACGAGUCCGCGAUUAAGACCGACCGCAUCGAGGUCGACCAGGAGACCGUCGAUCUGCUCGAGUCGCUCGGGAUGAAGGAUCUGCCCGGCGUUGUCCUCAGAGAGGACGAUGGAGCCAUUGGAGGCGCGGCGCAAGUGAGCUACGGCCGUGGAGGCGGCGCCAGGAGAUACUGAACUCAAAAAGGUGUGUAGAGGUUUUCGUAGGGUUAAAUGUUUUUCGUCGUUUGGAUUUUGUUUUGAAUUGAGGUGUUGUUACUUUUUGAGAUCAAACCUUUCUACUCACUUGUUACUUCCUGGAUUGAAUAUCAUCAAAUUUAUUUUAUAA